AGGUAAACAAGACAUCGACUUCCUCUUUUCCACGUCGUGGAAGUAAACAGACCUGUCAAGUCAUUUUUUCAUCAAAUAAAGAAAAUCUAUUGAAUAUCAUAGACAAAACUUUUUGGAAAAAAAUCAGAAUGGCUUCUAUCGAAGAUUUACAGAAGAAGAUCCAAGAACUCGAAAGAGAACUAAAAGAAGAGCGGAGCAAAGGCGGAGCUAUGCGAACAAAAAUAGCACAGAUGAGCUCCGAAGUUGUAGAUUCUAAUCCAUACAGUCGAUUGAUGGCAUUAAAGCGUAUGGGCAUUGUAGAUAAUUAUGAGAAAAUUCGAGACUUUACAGUCGCUGUGGUUGGAGUAGGGGGUGUAGGCAGUGUUACGGCAGAGAUGCUGACCAGAUGUGGCAUAGGAAAGUUGUUACUGUUUGAUUAUGAUAAAGUGGAACUAGCCAACAUGAACAGACUUUUCUUUCAACCACAUCAAGCUGGUAUGAGUAAGGUUGAAGCUGCAGAGAGAACAUUAAAGGAAAUAAAUCCUGAUGUGGAGUUUGAAGUGUAUAAUUACAACAUAACAACAGUAGAUAAUUUUAAUCAUUUCAUGGACAAAAUUAGGAAAGGUGGAUUGAAAAAGGAUACCACAGUAGAUCUUGUUCUCAGUUGUGUAGAUAAUUUUGAAGCAAGAAUGACUAUAAAUACUGCUUGUAAUGAGAUUGGACAGACAUGGAUCGAGUCGGGAGUCAGUGAGAAUGCUGUUUCAGGCCAUAUACAGUUUAUCAUUCCAGGGGAAACCUCUUGUUUUGCUUGUGCUCCACCAUUAGUUGUAGCUACAAACACAGAUGAGAAAACUCUGAAAAGAGAAGGAGUGUGUGCAGCAAGUCUUCCCACCACAAUGGCUAUUGUUGCCGGCUUCCUUGUACAAAAUACUCUCAAGUAUUUACUGAAGUUUGGAGAUGUGACUUACUAUCUGGGCUAUAAUGCUCUACAAGACUUCUUCCCAACGAUGGCCAUGAAACCAAACCCACAGUGUGAUGAUAACCAUUGUAAAAGACAACAAAAAAUAUUCCAGCAGAGAGAAGCAUCAAAACCAAAAGAGGAAGUGAAAGAAAAAGUAGAGGAAGCCAUUGUCCAUGAUGAUGAAUGGGGGAUAGAACUUGUGUCUGAGACCACUGAUGAGGAACUGAAACAGGCCCAGGGAGACAUGCCAACACUCACAAAGGGGGUCACUGUAGCCUACACAAAACCAGCACCCACACGAGAUGACAACGCUGCUCAAGUCGAGGACUCUGGUGAGAGUUUAGAGGACCUCAUGAAGAAAAUGCAGAGUAUAUGAAACUUCACUCUACAUACAGAAAUGUCUCUUGCUGGACAAGGACCUGAGAUAUCUCACUGAGAUGUUGUGAAAUAUCUCACAAAAACUUUGGUAUCUCAGAGACCUUACUGCCACCACCAUCUAGUCAUGCUUACGCCCCUUUGACAAAUUGAACAGCAUAGUUAUUACAUGUGUAUAAAUGUUCUUUUUCAUGUGAAAGGUUGUACAAAAGAUCUGAUGAAAUUAAAAUGGUUUUUGGCCCUGGUGCAUGAUUUCAUCUGAUUUAUUUGAUAAGACACAAUUGUAAUUUAUAUUUUAUUCUUAUUCAAAAUAAGUGUUUAAUAUUAUAAGUGCAUUGGUGAUUGACAAUAAAUUAAUUUAAUACAUGUA
Messenger RNA from Saccostrea cuccullata (small rock oyster), 1685 nucleotides. RefSeq names its product ubiquitin-like modifier-activating enzyme 5. Lineage: Eukaryota; Metazoa; Mollusca; Bivalvia; Ostreida; Ostreidae. Gene Ontology annotation, molecular function: UFM1 activating enzyme activity. The record is from RefSeq and is a predicted model, not a curated record. The transcript has 12 exons. The coding region runs from base 129 to 1316 and encodes 395 amino acids. Gene Ontology annotation, biological process: protein ufmylation. Gene Ontology annotation, cellular component: cytoplasm; cytosol.